Thunnus maccoyii (southern bluefin tuna) is the source of this 2320-nucleotide messenger RNA. RefSeq names its product cytohesin 4b (gene cyth4b). The transcript is spliced from 13 exons. Gene Ontology annotation, molecular function: guanyl-nucleotide exchange factor activity. NCBI's taxonomy places the organism in Eukaryota, Metazoa, Chordata, Actinopteri, Scombriformes, Scombridae. Bases 104 to 1297 code for a protein of 397 amino acids. The record is from RefSeq and is a predicted model, not a curated record. Gene Ontology annotation, biological process: regulation of ARF protein signal transduction.
ACUAUGUGCUGAGGUAGCCUGCAUAUCUGGACGUAUCCACUGUAUAAACAUUACUGUUUUUUGUUGUUGUUGUUUUUUUUUUUUUUCUGUUUCUUGGAUAUCAAUGACUGAUUGCCAAAUGGUUUCCCCGGAUUUCACAGCGGAUGAGAAGAUGGAGAUUGAGAGCAUUAAGAUGUACAAGAAAGACCUUCUGGAUGAUAUCCAGAAGCUAAAGAUGGAGAUAGACAAUGUCAUGGCAGGAAUACUCAGCUUUGAGUCUGCAGAGGAAAGCAAAUCCACAGAGAAGACUAAACAGUUCUCCAGUGGGAAGAAGAAAUUCAACAUGGACCCCAAAAAGGGUAUCAAUUACCUAGUGGAGAAUAAGCUGCUGGAUGGAGGUGCCCAGUCCAUCGCUGAGUUCCUCUACAAGGAGGAAGGACUCAAUAAGACAGCCAUCGGAGAAUUCCUCGGGGAAAGAGAAGAGCUCCACCUCCAGACCCUGAAGGCCUUUGUGGAGCUGCACGAGUUCUCCGACCUCAACCUGGUGCAGGCCCUCAGACAGUUUCUGUGGAGUUUCCGUUUGCCCGGAGAAGCCCAGAAGAUUGACCGUAUGAUGGAAGCUUUUGCCACGCGCUACUGCGAAUGCAACGCUCAUGUCUUUCAGUCAACCGACACGUGCUACAUCCUGUCAUUUGCCAUCAUCAUGCUGAACACCAGCCUCCACAACCCCAAUGUGAAGGACAAAACCACUCUGGAUCGAUUCAUCUCAAUGAACAGAGGCAUCAACAAUGGAGAGGAUCUACCUAACGAUCUGCUCUCGAAACUGUACGACAGCAUACGCAGUGAGCCUUUCAAAAUACCAGAGGAUGAUGGGAAUGACCUGACUCACACCUUCUUCAACCCUGACAGAGAAGGCUGGCUCCUCAAACUUGGAGGCCGAGUGAAGACGUGGAAGAGACGAUGGUUCAUCCUGACUGACAACUGCCUCUACUACUUUGAGUUCACCACUGACAAAGAGCCCAGAGGCAUCAUCCCUCUAGAGAAUCUCUGUGUGAGAGAAGUCCCUUAUCCUCGCAAACCUUACUGUCUGGACCUGUACAACCCAAACAGUCGAGGGCAGAAGAUCAAAGCAUGUAAAACAGAGACGGAUGGCAGGGUGGUGGAGGGGAAACACCAGUCCUACACCAUCUGUGCCGCUAGUGCUGAGGAAAGAGACUCCUGGAUCGAGGCCAUCAGAGCGAGUAUCACCAAGGAUCCGUUCUAUGACUUGGUCUCAGUCCGUAAGAAGAAGGUGAUAAACCAAGCCCCCCAGGACUGAGCUGUCCAGUGCCCCCUGUGGGCGUUUAUUAUAGUGCACCACAGUGGGAUUCUGUCCUCCUUCAAGUUGUAUCUAACAUCCUGCAAGACAACAGUGCACGGACACUGAAGGCUGGUCAGAAAAACCCUGACAGUGGCCGUUUGGGCUAAAAGAGAGACUUCUCUUUCCACUUCUCUUUUUACAGACUGAACAAAACUGUGUCUAAGGUGACAAAGUAUUGUUGCUCUCACUGUCGACAUGCCAAGCCACAAUGCAACAAAAGGGCUAUAGUGGGAACUGAAUUUUUGUUAGUAUAAGUUGUGGACCGAGGCAUGUGUGGAUUUGUAUCUUUCAGUUUACAGAAUUUUAAAAAGUGUCUGUGUACUUAUAUAAUUUGCCAUGAGAAGACUUUUAUGUUUUUUGUUGAUGUCUUAUUCCACAAGAUGUAGCAGGAUCAGGAAGACAAUCAAGCAUGUGACGUCUCAGUAGUUCCGUGCAUGUUAUAAAAAGUCAAGACGCAGAUUGUUUUUAUGAUACUGAAGAGUUCUCAAGAGUCUCAAAAAUGGACACGCACAAGUAAAGUUAUAGCAAUAUACUUUACUUCUGUCCAGUGUGUCAUUCAAAGUUCCACCAAGAACUUAAUUUCCAUUAUAUAACAUGUAUGUCUUGAUUUCUUGUAUCAAAAGAGAGCACUUCAUGCUCUACUGCUGUUAUAGCAAGGUGCGAUCUGAAGGUGCUUGCUUUAAUUAAGCAAAUUAAGUAAAUAUGUAAGUUUGUAAAUACUGUACAGAAAUAUUUUCAUGUAUUCAGCUUUUUUUUAAAAAAUUUAUCUGUUGAUAUAAAAUUUAUAGUGCUUACAGAAUGACAUGACAAAUUUACCUUGAAAUGCAGAAUAGUCUUGUUCUAAUCAGACCAAACCUGCAUUUUUUAACAUUACACCUACCUUUAAAGCACAGUGCAAUAAGUGCAGGGCAAUAUGCGUUAUAUCUGCUUUGUUGUGUAUAUGAAUCCAAUGUAUUAUUUGAAAUAAAACUUAUAUUGUGU